CCGCAGUACUACCCACCACAAGGUGGAGGCUACCCCCCUCAAGGUUCAGGAGGAUACGCUGUGCCGGCAAAGAAGAAGUCCCACGGAGUUCAGACCGCCGCCGAGCGAUCCAAAGAACAGCAGAUGCUCGUCGAGACUGAAGGACUACGACGACGUGUUCGAAGAGACACUGAAGCGGCCUUUGAUCCAAAGUGUAACUCGGAGCUCCUCAAGGAGAUCAUUCUAGAGAACAUGAAUGCGACUACAGCUGUGGCUAAGCGACAGAUUCAAGAAGCAGCAACCGAAAGACUCGGUGGAAGAAUUGACGUCGUCUGCUCUACCGGAACUUUCUCCUACAUAGUGAACACUGAACUGUACUGUGAAACAGAGAAGGAUGGCACCACCUGCUUUGCGUUCCGGCAGUCUUCGUAA
Messenger RNA from Cooperia oncophora, 411 nucleotides. Lineage: Eukaryota; Metazoa; Nematoda; Chromadorea; Rhabditida; Trichostrongylidae. The record is from the annotation of a GenBank genome assembly.